GCUGGGAUUACAAGCAUGAGCCACCGCGCCCGGCCUAAAUAUGACACAAACAUGCAAGAACUCCUGAGAAGCGGUGCUCGUUUGGUGCGGACCUGGUACCUCUUUUGUGAAGCGGCAGCUGAGGAGACUCCGGCGCUCGCCAUGGCCGACGAAAAGCCCAAGGAAGGAGUCAAGACUGAGAACAACGAUCAUAUUAAUUUGAAGGUGGCGGGGCAGGAUGGUUCUGUGGUGCAGUUUAAGAUUAAGAGGCAUACACCACUUAGUAAACUAAUGAAAGCCUAUUGUGAACGACAGGGAUUGUCAAUGAGGCAGAUCAGAUUCCGAUUCGACGGGCAACCAAUCAAUGAAACAGACACACCUGCACAGUUGGAAAUGGAGGAUGAAGAUACAAUUGAUGUGUUCCAACAGCAGACGGGAGGUGUCUACUGAAAAGGGAACCUGCUUCUUUACUCCAGAACUCUGUUCUUUAAAGACCAAGAUUACAUUCUCAAUUAGAAAACUGCAAUUUGGUUCCACCACAUCCUGACUACUACCGUAUAGUUUUCUCUAUUCUUUCAUUUCCCCCUUCCCCAUUCCUUUAUUGUACAUAAAGUAACUGGUAUAUGUGCACAA
Messenger RNA from Symphalangus syndactylus (siamang), 612 nucleotides. RefSeq names its product small ubiquitin-related modifier 2. NCBI's taxonomy places the organism in Eukaryota, Metazoa, Chordata, Mammalia, Primates, Hylobatidae. Gene Ontology annotation, molecular function: protein binding. The record is from RefSeq and is a predicted model, not a curated record.